Molecule: messenger RNA, 4841 nt
Organism: Pan troglodytes (chimpanzee)
Lineage: Eukaryota; Metazoa; Chordata; Mammalia; Primates; Hominidae
Gene: GCFC2
Product: GC-rich sequence DNA-binding factor 2
Exons: 17
Coding region: 2247-4592 (781 amino acids)
Biological process (GO): mRNA splicing, via spliceosome
Cellular component (GO): nucleus
Molecular function (GO): DNA binding
Source: RefSeq, a predicted model, not a curated record
CAAAUUUACAUCAAGGAGUUUCAGUUUAUUGAGAAAAGCCAAGAAAAAAAGACAAAGCCAAGAAAAAAGAAUUCUGGGGCUAGAUCAAUCAGAGAAACUUUGCCUCUUCUCGAUUCCUUUGGUGACAUAUAGUCAGUGAUACAAUGGUAAAUGUUUAAUGACUGGAUAUCUGGGAGAAACACCUGGACUUCUAAGGUCUUCCAAUUUAUAUGGUAUAAGUAGUCCCUUUAUGGCUGAUUUCAAGGUGCCAAUAUUGUGUCCGGAAUUGGUGGGUUCUUGGUCUCACUGACUUCACGAAUGAAGCUGCGGACCCUCGCGGUGAGUGUUACAGCUCUUAAGGUGGCGCGUCUGGAGUCUGUCCCUUCUGAUGUUCAGAUGUGUUUGGAGUUUUUUCCUUCUGGUGGGUUCAUGGUCUCGCUGGGCUCAGGAGUGAAGCUGCAGAUCUUCGCGGUGAGUGUUACAGCUCAUAAAAGCCGCAUGGACCCAAAGAGUCAGCAGUAGCAAGAUUUAUUGCAAAGAGCGAAAGAACAAAGCUUCCACAGUGUGGAAGAGGACCCCAGCGGGUUGCCACUGCUGGCUGAGGCAGCCUGCUUUUAUUCUCUUAUCUGGCCCCACCCACAUCCUGCUGAUUGGUAGAGCCCAGCAGCCUGUUUUGACAGGGCCGUGAUUGGUGCGUUUACAAUCCCUGAGCUAGAUACAAAAGUUCUCCACCUCCCCAUCAGAUUAGUUAGAUACAGAGUUUCCACACACAGGUUCUCCAAGGCCUCCCCAGAGCAGCUAGAUACAGAGUGUCUAUUGGUGCACUCACAAACCUUGAGCUAAACACAGGGUGCUGAUUGGUGUGUUUACAAACCUUGAGCUAGAUACAGAGUGCUGAUUGGUGUUUUUACAAUCCCUGAGCUAGACAUAAAGGUUCUCCAAGGCCCCACCAGAGCAGCUAGAUACAGAGUGUCGAUUGGUGCACUCACAAACCUUGAGCUAAACACAGGGUGCUGAUUGGUGUAUUUACAAUCCCUGAGCUAGACAUAAAGACUCUCUAUGUCCCCAUCAGACUCAGGACCCCAGCUGGCUUCACCUAGUGGAUCCUGCACCGGGGCUGCAGGUGGAGCUGCCUGCCAGUCCGCGCCGUGCGCUCGCACUCCUCAGCCAUUGGGUGGUUGAUGGGACUGGGCGCCGUGGAGCAGGGGGUGGUGCUCGUCGGGGAUGCUCGGGUGGCACAGGAGCCCAUGGAGUGGAUGGGAGGCUCAGGCAUGGCGGGCUGCAGGUCCCGAGCCCUGCCCCGCGGGAAGGCAGCUAAGGCCCGGCGAGAAAUCGAGCACAGCGCCGGUGGGCCGGCACUGCUAGGGGACCCAGUACACCCUCUGUAGCCACUGGCCCGGGUGCCAAGUCCCUCACUGCCCGGGGCUGGCAGGGCCGGCCGGCUGCUCCGAGUGCAGGCCCGCCAAGCCCAUGCCCACCCGGAACUCCAGCUGGCCCACUGUCACCUCUCAAUAUGACGCCACUAAACAUGGAGUUGAUAACAGGUGUGCAGUAGCUCAACAUUAUAUAGUAUUUCUACCAUACAGAUACAGUAGUAGACAGAGCUUGAUGAAUAUAGAACAAAUUUGCCUCAGACAAUAGCUUUUUGUUUUUAGAUAGUUUCUUUAAGGGUGAAAACAUUUAACCAGGCUCUCUUGAAGCCCUGCUGCCUGGGGGAAGUCAUUUGAUUUUUGCUAGUCUGUAUGCAUUGUUUAUGUACAGACUUUAUGGUUUUGUUCUCAAAGGCAUCUCCUCCUACCCCGAGCCUCACACUACUGGGGUUUCGUUUGUUUUAAAUCUUGGUUUGAGGGGGCACUCUCUCCAGAAAGUAAAAGACAACGGAUCUGGCUCCAGUCCAGGACGGAAAGCAUAACGCUUGAUUUCUGGAUGGGGUUUGCACAAGGACAGCACGUGAGUUCUGCUCUCCGUGGGACUCAGACCGGAUAGGCCGUGAAAAUCUCUAAGGUGUCAGUCCACGCAACCUAACCUGGCAAAGGGAAUGCUUUGCAAACUCUCCAGACUCAGGCCCCAGAACAGAACUCGGCCUACCAGAUCCAGGGAGGCAAAGCACGCAGGCACAGACAGAGUAGCGGGCAGCAGAAGGCAGGCGGGACGGGCGCGCGCACUCGGCGGCCAGGCGAGGCGGGAGCGCGCCCUGGGGGGCGGGCACUGAAGCUGCUGCUUGCGGUUCAGCGGGUCCUAGGGCGCCGGGCGCUCGGGCCUCGGCCAUGGCUCACAGGCCGAAAAGGACUUUUCGGCAGCGCGCGGCCGAUUCCAGCGACAGCGAUGGCGCCGAGGAGUCGCCUGCUGAGCCUGGGGCGCCGAGGGAACUUCCGGUCCCGGGUUCUGCGGAGGAAGGGCCGCUCUCUGGAGGAGGCCGCGCGCAGGUGGCGGGACGGCCCCACCGGGUUCGGGGCCCUCGUGGCCGGGGCCGGGUCUGGGCGAGCUCCCGGCGCGCCACGAAAGCGGCUCCCCGCGCGGACGAAGGCUCAGAAUCCAGAACCCUUGAGGUGUCCACAGAUGAAGAGGAUGAAAUACAUCACUCCUCAGAAAGUAAGGAUGAUCAAGGUUUGUCUUCUGACAGCUCUAGCUCUCUUGGAGAAAAAGAACUUUCAUCAACAGUUAAGAUCCCAGAUGCAGCUUUUAUUCAGGCAGCCCGCAGAAAACGUGAAUUGGCCAGGGCCCAAGAUGACUAUAUUUCUUUGGAUGUACAACAUACCUCCUCCAUCUCUGGUAUGAAGAGAGAGAGCGAAGAUGACCCUGAGAGUGAGCCUGAUGACCAUGAAAAGAGAAUACCAUUUACUCUAAGACCUCAAACACUUAGACAAAGGAUGGCUGAGGAAUCAAUAAGCAGAAAUGAAGAAACAAGUGAAGAAAGUCAGGAAGAUGAAAAGCAAGAUACUUGGGAACAACAGCAAAUGAGGAAAGCAGUUAAAAUCAUAGAGGAAAGAGACAUAGAUCUUUCCUGUGGCAGUGGAUCUUCAAAAGUGAAGAAAUUUGAUACUUCCAUUUCAUUUCCACCAGUAAAUUUAGAAAUUAUAAAGAAGCAAUUAAAUACUAGAUUAAUAUUACUACAGGAAACUCACCGCUCACACCUGAGGGAGUAUGAAAAAUAUGUACAAGAUGUCAAAAGCUCCAAGAGUACCAUCCAGAACCUAGAGAGUUCAUCAAAUCAAGCUCUAAAUUGUAAAUUCUAUAAAAGCAUGAAAAUUUAUGUGGAAAAUUUAAUUGACUGCCUUAAUGAAAAGAUUAUCAACAUCCAAGAAAUAGAAUCAUCCAUGCAUGCACUCCUUUUAAAACAAGCUAUGACCUUUAUGAAACGCAGGCAAGAUGAAUUAAAACAUGAAUCAACGUAUUUACAACAGUUAUCACGCAAAGAUGAGACAUCCACAAGUGGAAACUUCGCAGUAGAUGAAAAAACUCAGUGGAUUUUAGAAGAGAUUGAAUCUCGAAGGACAAAAAGAAGACAAGCAAGGGUGCUUUCUGGGAAUUGUAACCAUCAGGAAGGAACAUCUAGUGAUGAUGAACUGCCUUCAGCAGAGAUGAUUGACUUCCAAAAAAGCCAAGGUGACAUUUUACAGAAACAGAAGAAAGUUUUUGAAGAUGUGCAAGAUGAUUUUUGUAACAUCCAGAAUAUUUUGUUGAAAUUUCAGCAAUGGCGAGAAAAGUUUCCUGACUCCUAUUAUGAAGCUUUCAUUAGUUUAUGCAUACCAAAGCUUUUAAAUCCCCUAAUACGAGUUCAGUUGAUUGAUUGGAAUCCGCUUAAGUUGGAAUCCACAGGUUUAAAAGAGAUGCCAUGGUUCAAAUCUGUAGAAGAAUUUAUGGAUAACAGUGUAGAAGAUUCAAAGAAGGAAAGUAGUUCAGAUAAAAAAGUCUUGUCUGCGAUCAUCAACAAAACAAUUAUUCCCCGACUUACAGACUUUGUAGAAUUCCUUUGGGAUCCUUUGUCAACCUCACAGACAACAAGUUUAAUAACACAUUGCAGAGUGAUUCUUGAAGAACAUUCCACUUGUGAAAAUGAAGUUAGUAAAAGCAAACAGGAUUUACUUAAAUCCAUUGUUUCAAGAAUGAAAAAGGCAGUAGAAGAUGAUGUUUUUAUUCCUCUGUAUCCAAAGAGUGCUGUAGAAAACAAAACAUCACCUCAUUCAAAGUUCCAAGAAAGACAGUUCUGGUCAGGCCUAAAGCUCUUCCGCAAUAUUCUUCUUUGGAAUGGACUCCUUACAGAUGACACCUUGCAAGAACUAGGACUAGGGAAGCUGCUAAAUCGUUACCUUAUUAUAGCACUUCUCAAUGCCACACCUGGGCCAGAUGUGGUUAAGAAGUGCAACCAGGUAGCAGCAUGUCUACCAGAAAAAUGGUUUGAAAAUUCUGCCAUGAGGACAUCUAUUCCACAGCUAGAAAACUUCAUUCAGUUUUUAUUGCAGUCUGCACAUAAAUUAUCUAGAAGUGAAUUCAGGGAUGAAGUCGAAGAAAUAAUUCUUAUUUUGGUGAAAAUAAAAGCUUUGAAUCAAGCAGAAUCCUUCAUAGGAGAGCAUCACCUAGACCAUCUUAAAUCACUAAUUAAAGAAGAUUGAAUAAACUUUAUUGGAAAAUGCUAAAAUUUUAAUAUAGUUACACUCAGUUCCUUUGUUUGAGAAGAAGCUGGUGCCUCUCUCUUCUUUAUUCCCUGUAAUAGAAGGUAGGAUUUGAAAAAAAGCAAGACUCCACCUCUGUAUUCCCCCCGUGCUUUACCUUCUGGCAUCAUGAAAAGCUGCCAUGAUUCUGUGGUAUUCUAAGGAAUUAAAUGCACUGGAGCUUUAAGAGCUCAACGUGUUUCCCUUUGA